Molecule: messenger RNA, 1551 nt
Organism: Diaporthe batatas
Lineage: Eukaryota; Fungi; Ascomycota; Sordariomycetes; Diaporthales; Diaporthaceae
Exons: 2
Coding region: 99-1301 (400 amino acids)
Source: RefSeq, a predicted model, not a curated record
CGCAUCUCCCUCUCCACUCGCGUGCCAACAGUCACACAUUGUCAAUUAUUUCUCCCAAUACAUCUCAGCAGACCAAGAUAUUGCUCAACAACAUCAGGAUGAAUUGCAUCUCCCAAUCGUCCAGCACUGCCAGUGCUGAGUCUCCCAUCAGUGACACCAACAAGGAUAUAGUCCGGGGUGAUACGCCUACCCUAACCCUGCCGCCUUCUGGUACCCGCCCCUCCGUGGGGCCGGACCAGGCCGUAUAUGUCGGCUCGGCCCCACCAUACGCCGAACACGACCCGGCAGUGGUCAAGAACAGUUCCGAGACGCUGCCACCACCUUACGCCGAGUCGGAGCCGAGAUUCAUCGUCGGUGAUUCUAAAGAUCCUCUCGCUUGUGAUAUAGUGCGAGAUGGUGACUCGGUCCAUACCGGAGCCCUUGAGGAUUCGAGCUCGCUUCAAGUUGUGGCCUGUGAUCCGCACGUCGACGAUGGCACCGCUCGUCGCGACGUAACCAUCCUCAUUUUGAGACCUGUGUCAAUCCGUUGCACCACCAUUGGGACACCGGCAGCAAGAGAUCUCAACUUCCACGUCAAUGGCGUCUUGGCGCUCCGCUGGCGCCCGACAAGCAACUCCAUUCCUAUCGGCAUUGACUCCUCAACUUUUGAGUCAAACGGUCAAGCAUCUCUGGUCAAAAGGUGCCUCUGUCGAGUCCUGGACAGCUUGAAUGCCAAAAACGCUUGUCCUCGGUUCCACUAUGUCGACGAACCCUCUGACAGUGCCUUCUACAUCUCCUUCGGGGGUGAUGACCCCCGACGCUAUGCCUCCUCCUUCUUCCCAGGUUCACACCCCAAGGACUGGUACAUAUACGUCUAUAAGCUAGGGCUCACGCUGAGCAGGAAACAGAAACGGUUUCUGAAGGAAACCGUCGGUGAGGGUGGAGACAUCAAGGCUGCUAGGUUGAGAGCCCUCGAGCAGAACCUCACCAUAAUCCUGGCCCACGAGAUGCUUCACGUUAUCGGCAUCCGACACUGUGAUGCCCAUCGCACGGAAAAGGAGGUCCCCUGCGUACGGUACCCUCCUGGCCUGCCCAACAAAUACACCCGUGACCCCCUCAUGAAGUCCAAGCUAGGCUGGGAGGAUUUCUCCAGGCUUGCCUGGAAGCCUCGGACCAUCGAGGAGAUACGCAAGAUAUACUCCAUGGAAGAGGGUGAGAAGAUGGGGCGCUACACAAUUCAAGACGUGUCGUGGGAAGAUGGUGCGGGGGUGAGGAAGAUCAUGGCGUUGCACAAGGCCCGGUGCUGCGUGCCCAAGCCAUGAGGUGUUGUGGUGGGGCAUGUCGCGCGACGCUUCAUUGCUUGGUCUGGGAGCGGCGCAACGGGAGAACAGACCGGCCAGGUGAAGCGAUUAUUACUUACGGCAUUCAAGUGAAAGCCAUGUCGAUGCUGGUGAUAUGACAACACUUGUUUCUGUUGCUUGCUUUUUCUUUUGUGUCGGGGACUCCACGGAGCUGAUUUGAUAGACGCGGGCAGCUAGAGAUAAUUUCCUUUAAUACAAGGUUCUCCAGCAC